UGCUGUGAAAUGCGUGAGGACAAGUGGAUGCAAGUCCGUGUUCUAUGACAAGACUUCAGGAACAUGUCGUCUACACUCCAAGUACUUCACACAAUCCGAUGGCGGACUAGUAACUAAUGCUGGAUUUAUGUACUUUGAACUCGUGUGUCCUGGUAUUGAUCCCGUCCCUUCCGUCGCAAGGGGAACCGUCCAACUGUUUAUUGAGGGGUCUUUGGCAGCCCUGAGGGUGGUCUGUCAGCACCGUUAUGGGUUCACCGGACCAGACACUGCAACAUGCUUUGAAGACGUCGACUGGACCGCAAGGGGAAGCUGUGUUGAAAAUCAUUGGUUCAAUCUGACUACAAAUAUCCUACAAUAUUUCCCUGUCCCACCGCGUGUGGGAACAAAGAUUACCCUUGUGGGGCGUGCCGGGCCUACCAAGUUUUCAGUUAUUGUAAAACAAGCUCAAAAUGUGACGAUGUCUCUGACUGCGAAUAAUGCUCCAGGAGAGAUCAAAAGGGCAAAGAAAUAUCUUGGCUUAUGGGGACAUUUCGAAACGGACACCACAGAUGCACUGUACCCAACUGGAAAUGUGUUCACCCUCACGUUAGAGUUUGCAAGCGAAGGCGAACUGAAGGGAACCAUAAUUGGAAAUUCGUUUUACAACUUCACAUAUCCAGUCCUCGUCAGCCCCGAUUCGCUUAAACUGGUUCAAGUAACGGACGACGUUAGCGUCAACGAGCUUCAUAUCCAAUGGCCUUGAAGCGAUGUUGGAUGUCUGAUUUGCAAGAGCUGGCUGUCUGCAGAUGUCUUGGAUGUUAGCAGUUUCUAAAACGUGAAUAUAAAUGUAUCAUGAAAAGGUAAACCCUUGAAGAGGGUCUUUCAUAUGGUUUUGUGGUUGUUUUUGAGUGUUGAUAUUUUGUCAAAGUUAACCGGGUGUUGCUAAAUAUGAAUCACUGAGAGUGUUCACUCUGAGCUUUCGUUGUAUAAGGAAUUGAGGGCUGGCUCUUGAAUCCUUCUUUUGAACUAAUUCCUGACUCUGGAGUGACCCUGAACGAGUGUGGUUAAAUGCAGCAUAUAUAUUCUUUAUAAUUUAACUGAUAUACCUGGUAAUUGUUUGAACAGACAAGUCUCCAUGGGGCAAGGGUCUGUAACCGCCCUGAAUGGGAUGGAGGGAGUCAUACGCUGCCUGUACAUUCAUACCACGGCUGCUUAUGAUCUGUGUUGUUUCUUAUACUCCAAUUUUGUGUUUGACUAGGUAUUUUAUUAUUAUUAUUAUUCAGUAUGUGACACGUUUGAUAAAUUUUUAAGCUUUUCCUGCCCAAGAAGGCCAAGAACAAAUGUUAUUUGC
Messenger RNA from Haliotis rubra (blacklip abalone), 1330 nucleotides. RefSeq lists its product as uncharacterized. Lineage: Eukaryota; Metazoa; Mollusca; Gastropoda; Lepetellida; Haliotidae. Gene Ontology annotation, molecular function: carbohydrate binding. Bases 128 to 742 code for a protein of 204 amino acids. The record is from RefSeq and is a predicted model, not a curated record. The transcript has 5 exons.